CAAAUGGUUCAAAUCCUAAAUUGUUUAAAAAAAAAAAAGUAGAGGGUUUCUAUGAGUAACAUUUAUUAUGAAAUACAAACUGCCUGCGAUCCCAGUCGGAAAUGCAACAGAAUUUAUUUUAGCUUGAAAUGUCAACAUCCAAACCGGUAGGUGGCAGCAUCCAAAUUAGUCCAGGUGGGAACGCUUGGUGCUACCGGAAAAACAACGUUAGCUUCAAAGCCUACUAAUAUUUGCUCCGUGUGUUUAUGGCAGAGCUUUAAAAAUAAAUUAUAUUUUAAGCUACCCUGGUAAUGUGAAGGAUUAUUAAGUAAUCGCCGUUUUGUGUUGGUUCAAAACGUAAGUCGGAAAACGGUUUGUGGCUAAUUUACGUUUAGCUUUAGCUAAAUAUACGAUGGCGAGUUCAGGCUUCAGCUCCGUCGUCGAUUUAUUGUUACACUUUCUAGCACAGAAUUAACCAUGUUGUUACCAAUAAACUCGCCCUGUUUAAGUAAGGUGACUGUUGAGGCUGCAGUGAACGUUUAACGAGGGGAAUAUGUAGUUUGUCGCGUAUAAUGGCUGCUUUAGGAUUUAUUCCCGCUAGCGACCAGGAUGUGUUUAGUUCCAGAUCGGAACAAACCCCCUCCGACAUAAGCUCCAAAUUAAGCGGAGAAGAAGUCAGGAGGUUCUACGAAGACUUAAUAAAAGAUGAGAAAACCCAAAAGCACCAGUCAAGGAGCGCAGACAAGAACCAUCAUGACUGGCGGUCUGAUAGAAGAACGAGGAGAAGAUUCGCAGCUGAACGAGUGCAGCGGGCUCACACCGAGUCUCUAGUCCAAAGAGAGGCGAGAGGUGGAAGAGAAGACAACCAAGGAGAGCCGAUCAGCUCAGAGAGAGCCCAGGAGCUGCGGGGACUCAGGUUGCUGCGCUGCGCUCAUGAGGGGGACAUUCCAGGCCUUAAGGAGCUGAUCUCAAAAAGAGUUGACAUAAACUUUCAGGACCUAUAUCUCUGGACAGCUGUGAUGUGUGCCAGCUGGUCAGGACAAAAAGCUGCAGUGAGGCUAUUACUGAGUCAGGGUGCAGCCUGGGUCGGGGUGGUUGAUACCAGGGGCAGGGAUGCCCAGGAUCUGGCAUUAGAAGCAGGGCAUUAUGAAGUCCUGGAGGAGUUGUUAAACUAUGGAAGAAGUCCAAAGAGAGAGACGCCGUCUGAUUGCAGUUUGCUCCAGUCUCAGUGGUGCGAUGCAUGUCGUUGUGAGUAUAGAAGCAGCCGCUCGUCGCAUCUUUCCUCUACUCUGCAUCAGUUCAGUGUGCGCCAUCCUCAGCCCAUGCCGUACUACUGCCUCCCCCCGUCCAGCAACAGCUACAAGAUGAUGGUUCGGUGCGGCUGGAAACCAGGGACGGGUCUCGGGCCGGAGGCAGAUGGCCCUAAACAGCCAGUAUCGACCGUGUUAAAGAGGGACCACACAGGUCUUGGAUUUGCACCGAUGAAAAGAGCUAAAGUCACUCACUUCCAAGCUGGGGAUCGUGAUGCUGUGAAACACCAAUGGCAAGACAAAGAGGAGAAGGGGCGGAAAGGACAGAAGAAAGAUGAGAUGAAGAGAAAAGAGCAAAAAGAUAAAAACUGGGAAAGAGAUUUUCGUGCCUCAUUUUAUCAGUAACACCUGAACACACGGUUCUGUUUGUUCUUCUUUUGGACUUUACUAAAAAAUUGAACAGACCAAGUGUAAAGAAGGUCGCAGCAGUGUUUUCUACUGUGCUUGGACUUUUACCUCAGAGUUGGCACACCUGUUUUUGGAUGAACUUUACCUGUGAUUAUAGGUUAUGCAAUGAUGCAGCAACUGUGUCAAAUGUUAUUGUAUUUUAAUGGGUGCCAUGCUUACAUCUGCUUACUAAAACAGUCUCAAAAAGCAACAAUCGAUUGCUAGUAUUUAUUUUAUUAAUUUUCUAACAAUACCAAGAAAAAAUAAAAGAAAAUGCAUUCUUAAAGAAAAUCAA
Molecule: messenger RNA, 1971 nt
Organism: Girardinichthys multiradiatus
Lineage: Eukaryota; Metazoa; Chordata; Actinopteri; Cyprinodontiformes; Goodeidae
Gene: gpank1
Product: G patch domain and ankyrin repeats 1
Exons: 4
Coding region: 552-1634 (360 amino acids)
Molecular function (GO): protein binding; nucleic acid binding
Source: RefSeq, a predicted model, not a curated record